This is a messenger RNA of Didymodactylos carnosus, 558 nucleotides long. The record is from the annotation of a GenBank genome assembly. Lineage: Eukaryota; Metazoa; Rotifera; Eurotatoria; Philodinida; Philodinidae.
AUGGUUUUGGAUUGUGUGACUUUUUCAAUGACUUCUGAUUUAUCAACAAUUUAUUCAAAUUUGCCUGACAUUGAUUCGGAUCCGGCUAUUAUUAAAAUAAUUCAUGAUGGUGAAAAACUUGAACGUGAAGCACAACGAAAACAUUUAUGUGAAAUAUUAGGUAUCAAAUCAUCAAAACAUCUUCCAUCCACACCACCAGACAAUUAUAACAAUAAAAUAUGGCUUAAUCAUUCCAUAUUAGCAUCUCCAAUGGUUAAUAUUCCUUCGACGUUGCCAUCAUCACUAACACGCAACAAUAAUAAGACAACAAUUUUUCAUCCUCAUCGUUCUGGAAAGAAAUUUUACGCUUACGAUGAUCAUCAAAACAAUAAAUAUCGUUCGGAAAGUUGUUUAUCCUCAAAUAAAAAUGAUUUGUCGAAUAAAUCACCACUAUCUGCUGGUUCCAUUCUCAUAACGGAUUAUCGACAACAGCCAACAAAAUUAAACCGAAUAUUAAAUGCUCAGUGGAAUGUUCAACCAUUUACCACAUCAGAUCACAAAAUGGAAAAGCAGUUAUAA